ACUGAGUAAACCAGCCCGCAGCCUCACGCACACACACACACACACACACGCGCGCGCGCACACGCACAGGGGUCCAGUCCAACGCAUCCGGCCGGUCGUGGAGCGCGCGUCUGAGCGACUCGUGCUUUGUUAGCGCGCCCAAUUUAGUCGACAGCGAGUCACAAGGCAGCGGUCGGAACUUGAAAUAUGACGAUAAGCAAAAUGGGAGGAAAGUCGUUGCUAGCUUGCUGAAGUUGGAGGCUCUCCUUGUGGAAGAGGAAGAGGUGGCGGACACCACGAGCUCACUCUCACUGCACAGAAAAGGAAAAGGGAAUUUCGGCUACGGGAGCCCACCGCUACGUAAACGAAACGACCACCUGUAGAGCGGCCGUGGACGUCUCAUGUUGGCUCGGAGUGAGCCCAACCUUCCAGCAUACCUCCUCCUCCCUCUCAUUGGGCUAAGAUGAGUAUUACCAGUGACGAAGUGAACUUCUUGGUGUACAGAUACCUCCAGGAAUCAGGUUUCUCCCACUCAGCGUUCACCUUUGGCAUUGAGAGCCACAUCAGCCAGUCAAACAUAAAUGGGACACUAGUGCCCCCUGCUGCCCUCAUCUCCAUCCUGCAGAAAGGGCUUCAGUAUGUGGAGGCAGAAGUCAGCAUCAAUGAGGAUGGUACGGUCUUCGAUGGGCGGCCAAUCGAGUCGCUGUCCCUCAUUGAUGCGGUGAUGCCAGAUGUGGUGCAGACGCGACAGCAGGCCCUCCGUGACAAGUUAGCCCAGCAGCAAGUGGCCUGCGCCAUGAUGGCCUCGACCUCUGGGAACCAGUCCAUCGCACCAAAGAACGGAGAAGCCCCCGUCAACGGGGACGAGAAUGGCACUCACAACAUGCAUAACCACAGCGAGUCCAUGGAGAUGGAUCUAGAUGUGGAGAUGCCAGUCGGUAAAGCCGUGGUGCUCCGGGGCCACGAAUCUGAAGUGUUCAUCUGUGCCUGGAACCCUGUCAGCGAUCUGCUGGCCUCGGGCUCGGGGGACUCCACCGCCAGGAUAUGGAACCUGAACGAGAACAACAACUCCAACUCCACCCAGCUGGUGCUGCGCCACUGUAUCCGAGAAGGUGGCCAGGAUGUCCCCAGCAACAAAGACGUCACCUCGCUCGACUGGAACAGCGACGGGACUCUGCUUGCAACGGGCUCGUAUGAUGGAUUCGCCAGGAUAUGGACAAAGGAUGGGAAUCUGGCAAGCACCUUGGGACAGCACAAAGGGCCCAUAUUUGCACUCAAGUGGAACAAGAAGGGGAACUCUAUUCUCAGUGCUGGUGUAGAUAAGACGACAAUCAUUUGGGAUGCGCACACUGGAGAGGCCAAGCAGCAGUUCCCCUUCCACUCGGCCCCGGCACUGGAUGUCGACUGGCAGAACAACACCACCUUCGCCUCCUGCAGCACGGACAUGUGCAUCCACGUGUGUCGCCUUGGCAGCGACCGGCCCCUCAAGACCUUCCAGGGCCACACGAAUGAAGUUAACGCCAUUAAGUGGGAUCCGUCAGGCAUGCUGCUGGCCUCCUGCUCGGACGACAUGACGUUAAAGAUUUGGAGCAUGAAGCAGGAUUCCUGUGUCCACGACCUCCAGGCUCACAGUAAAGAGAUCUACACGAUCAAGUGGAGCCCCACAGGCCCCGGCACGAGCAACCCCAACGCCAACAUCAUGCUCGCCAGCGCCUCUUUCGACUCGACGGUUCGACUGUGGGAUGUGGAGCGAGGGGUUUGUAUUCACACGCUGACCAAGCACCAGGAGCCCGUCUACAGCGUGGCCUUCAGCCCCGACGGCAUACACCUGGCGAGCGGCUCCUUUGAUAAGUGCGUCCACGUCUGGAACACCUUGACCGGCGCCCUGGUGCACAGCUUCAGGGGCACCGGUGGUAUUUUCGAGGUGUGCUGGAACAGCACCGGGGACAAAGUCGGUGCCAGCGCGUCGGACGGCUCGGUAUGUGUUCUUGAUCUCCGAAAAUAGCCGACUUGAGACUUUGAUGAUGGGUCCUGGAAUGUGCAGCAUAUUGCCCUUUUCUGACAUCAGCAAAACCACUCCGGUUGCUCUCGGGAGAGCUGUAAAGCGGAGCGAGACGGAACACGCCACAGGAGAACAACCCGGCGUCUGCAGCAGCCUCGGAGGACUUCCGUGCACCUUACAGUUUGUUGAUGUGUGUUUUUACGAUACGCCUGUUGGAAACAUAAUGGAAGCCGGUUGAGAGAUCCCCGAGACUGGACGGAAUCCAACUCCCUGGGUGCAUCCGCGUUUUAAAGGUUUUCCAAUGAGAAAGUGCUGCGACCCCUCCGGGCCGCUGGUCCAGCUGUUAUCGGGUUGAAAGGGUGGAAACACAAAGAUGAGUUUUAUAUAAAGAGAAAAGUGUUCAUGAGACGUGUUUGGCUAUAAGAGGGAACAAAUUAUGGAAGAAAGGUUGUGGUUUCAGAAUUCCUGAGCAAAAUGUUACCUCAUGUCCACAUGAACUACCGUGGGAUGUGGUACAAGUACCGUGGAUACUGAAGCGCUGGUAUUGUAUGAUGACAGGCGGCGCCGCUUGUUCCCAGUGGAGAAUAGAUGGUUUCAAGAGCACUUCUUGCUUUGUUUUUUUCCACAGAUGGACUUUUGAAAAUCCAAAAUGAAUGUGCCACUGCAAGGUAGUUCUGAGCUCACGUUUAAACAUCAGGUCAAGAAAAAGCUGCCAAGAAACAGUCCUGACCUCCUCAGAUGACUCCAGAUUAGAAAACGUCAUUUUGUGGGCACGAUGUGAAAAGUGUGGUUUACAAAGAGAAUUUUUCUCCCUUUUUUUUUUUUUUUUGGGAUGUAAAUUUCAGAAUAUAAAGAUAUGUAAAUUAGAUUAAUACAGACUUGUAUACUGUGUAUAUAUGUUUAUAUACAGUCCACUUUAUCGCCAUUCUGUUGUCGGGGCUCAUUGAUGGCCGGAGCCGUCGCAUCUUUGCUGCUGAUGCGUGACGAGACCUCUUUUUAAACGGAGCGCUUGUGUCAUCAGCUUCUUUUUAACGGUCAGUUUCAACUGAGCCAAUCGUAUCCAACGCAUCGGAUUGCUUUGUUUUCCAAUGAGUCACAAAAUACUUUUCGUUAAGCGGCUUUACUUUCCACUAUUGAUCCUUGACGUCAUGGAAGAAACGUGUGCCUCGGCACUCGGGGGAUUGUCUGGUGGUCGGUGCGGGAGAUGACGGUCGUCGCGUGGAGUCGGCUGCAUCUUCUGAUUUGUCCGUGGAGCAGAACGCCACAGGAUCAACGUUAAGAGCUGGAAAACAACCGCAGCUUCAAGCGUCAUGCCCGUGGUUUCUCUUUGGCGCUUUCCUCUGAACGAUCCACAGCUCAACGCACAUUUUCACCAGAAGGUGGAGGUCAAGCAGAAGUCCUACUGUUGCGAAACAAAAUACAAAAAAGAGCUCCGAGUGGUCUUAAUGCAGUUUAGAAUGCAUUCAUAGCGUCGUAGGUGUGCACUAAGUGUGGCUCCAUCUGCUCUGGGAUCUCAUGGGAAAGACGGAAUCUUCAAAUUACCAUGCCACCAUUUUUGAUUUGCCUUUUCUCUCUUUCUUUUUGUCCCUUUUCUUUCAAUGUCAAUGUGAAGUGCACUUUUUUACAACGGUGGGAACAGCAAAUGUUAGAAUCUUGCUAAAAGUGGAAGGGCCCAUGUUUAGUUUUUCUUUGUUUCAUGUCACAAAUGGAUGUUAUUGGGUGGUUCAUCGUUUUUCUGACUUUCAUGUUCUGAGAGCCAUUAUCGUCUGUGUCAGACUGAGAAUCGGGCCGCGGGUCGGGGGCCAAGGAGCCCGCUGUGGAAUAAGUGCUGCAACGGCUACUAACUCUUGCACCCGGUCCAGGGUGCAGCACCCGUUUCCACGACAACACGUUGAAGUCAUUCAGUGUCUCAAAUAAAUCACUAUUUUGAUAUCAGAAA
This is a messenger RNA of Pseudoliparis swirei, 3920 nucleotides long. RefSeq names its product transducin beta like 1 X-linked (gene tbl1x). The coding region runs from base 443 to 1984 and encodes 513 amino acids. Gene Ontology annotation, molecular function: transcription corepressor activity; protein binding. Gene Ontology annotation, cellular component: histone deacetylase complex. The transcript is spliced from 16 exons. Gene Ontology annotation, biological process: regulation of transcription by RNA polymerase II. The record is from RefSeq and is a predicted model, not a curated record. NCBI's taxonomy places the organism in Eukaryota, Metazoa, Chordata, Actinopteri, Perciformes, Liparidae.